GUUAAAUUCUUUCUCCCAAUACUGUGUUUCUUGCAAGUUGGUAACAAAUAAAUUUCAUGUACUAGUAAAUUAGUAAUCAAUUCAACAAAUGUUAGCGUGCUUAUAAUCUUGGGUGUGGGUUUUUGGUUUGAAGUCAUGAUCUUGGACUUAGAAUUCAGGGUUUCCGGGAAAAAGGGGCUUACUUAAGUUAGAUUGCUCAUUAAAUGAUCAUCGGGGUUGGAUUUGUUGACUUUCUUUAAACUGUUUUCCGUUGACUCGGCGUGAAAUACACUGAUUUUGGCCUCGUGUUGAUGUAAAUUUGGGCUCAGAUGAUAAGCCACAUGCUCUUUUAUGAUCAUUUCGAUACUGCAAUAUUUUAUGUCAAUUUUCUUUAUCAGUAAUUUUUAUGUGAAUGCUGAUGUGCUGCUUCCAUUAUUAUUUUGAACUGGGUUUUUGCAUUGUUUUCGUGCCUGCAUAUGUUCGCAAAGAAGGUUCUUUGGGGCACUGGUUUUUUGAUGUAUGUGCACAGAAGCUGUAGAAAGUAGCUAAGUUGUCUACAGUCAAGCACACACACGAUGAACUAGUGCUAUGAUGGUGAAAUCUUUUUUCUGCAGCAGCUUCAUGAAUGCGUUUUGAAAUGGCUUUUAGUUCCUUGUGAUGGCGAGGACAAAGCUUAUCUUAAUCUGCCAGUCUGGUGGUGAAUUCUUCAUAAAGGAUGAUGGAUCCAUGUCAUAUACGGGUGGAGAGGCACAUGCAGUAGAUAUCAAUCUUGAAACCGUAUUUGACGAUCUCAAGUUUAAAUUGGCUGAAAUGUUGAAUUUAGAAUAUAAAUCUAUAUCCAUGAAGUAUUUUCUCCCAGGAAAUACGCGAACUCUUAUCACUUUAUCCAAUGAUAAGGACUUAAAAAGGAUGUAUGAGUUCCAUGGGAAAUCAGUAACUGCUGAUGUUUUUGUCAUGGGGAAAGCAGGUUUUGACAGUGAAGCCUUAAGCACACAAAGAAGGGCAUGUGGAAUAAAACUGGCUGAAUCUGUGACCCCUGUUGCUGCCUCCACUACUUCGGCUGCUGCUUUACACUCUAGUCCUCUUACAGCACCAACUGAUGUUAAAUCUGCAGUGGGUUCUGCAGCUGCCAAUGCCAUCCCAGUUGUCCCUGCCCCUCUUCCUCUAUCAAAACAAACGGGCUCCGUCAUGUCUGUCGAAGAAAGAACCCAAAGCCCAAGUGGAGUGGAUGCUCCUAGUUCCAUUCCAUCUGAUCCCGUUACUGUUACUGCUGAUGCAAAUGUCCACAGCUCGAAUGAAUUUGAUAUGAACGCUACCCCUGCUGAUACUGUUAAGAAGCGAAGACGCACUGCUGCUUGGAAAAUUGGUGCUGAUGGUCCUACCAUUGUUGCUGUCACUGACCAUGUUGGGGAGAAAAGAAAAGUUAUGCCCCGGAAGAAGAAUAUUCUUAGCCACAACACUACUGCAGAAACUGAUGAUGUGGGUCAGAAACAAGAUACCCUUCACUGUAAAGAUAGUAGUACUAGCAGUGACCAUAUACAGGAUACUCUAGGGCAAUCAAAUGAUGUUCCACCUGAAAAAUUAGUCACAUUAUGGAAAGAUGGUAUCACUGGGGUUGGACAGGAAUUCAAAAGCGUUAAAGAAUUUCGUGAUGCACUGCAAAAAUAUGCGAUUGCUCAUCGUUUCAUGUAUAGGUUAAAAAAGAAUGAUACUAACCGUGCAAGUGGCAGAUGUAUAGCUGAAGGCUGUUCCUGGAGAAUUCACGCAUCAUGGGACUCAUCUGUUCAAAGGUUUAGGAUAAAGAAUAUGAACAAAAUACAUACAUGUGGAAGGGAGUUCUGGAAAUCUUAUCAUCCGACUAAAAGUUGGUUGGUUAGCAUCAUAAAAGACAGAUUACUAGACAGCCCACAUCUCAAGCCAAAAGAACUUGCCAAUGGCAUUCUUCAGGAUUUUGGGAUUGCAGUGAACUAUACUCAAGUUUGGCGUGGAAUUGAAGAUGCUAGGGAGCUACUUCUGGGUUCAUAUAGAGAGGCGUAUAACCAGUUACCUAGGUUUUGUGAGAAGAUGGCAGAGGCAAAUCCUGGUAGUAAUAUUAUGCUUUUCACUGGUGAUGAUAGGAGAUUUCAACGUCUCUUUGUUUGCUUUCAUGCUUCGAUACGUGGUUUUCAGAAUGGUUGUCGCCCCAUUAUUUUCCUUGAUGCUACAUCUUUAAAAUCAAAAUACCACGAGACUUUUUUGGCCGCUACAGCUUUGGAUGGAGAUGACGGUGUUUUCCCAGUUGCAUUUGCUAUAGUAGACGUUGAGAAUGAUGAUAAUUGGUGUUGGUUUUUGGAGCAGUUAAGGUCAGUGGUUACAACCUCACAAUCCUUAACUUUUGUCUCUGAUAGAGAGAAGGGACUCAAGAAAUCAGUGAUUGAGGUAUUUGAGAAUGCCCACCAUGGCUACUCAUUGCACCGCCUUCUGGAAAGCUUUAAGAAAAACUUGAAGGGUCCAUUCCAUGGAGAUGGGAAGGGUUCGUUGCCAAUCAAUUUUGUGGCUGCAGCCCAUGCAGUCCGACUUGAUGGUUUUAAAACAAGCACUGAUCAAAUUAGACGGGUUUCUUCACAGGCUUAUGACUGGGUCCUGCAAAUUGAACCAGAAUGUUGGACAAAUGCAUUAUUUAAAGGUGAGCACUAUAACCAUGUGACAUCCGACGUUGCAGAGACAUACAUCAAGUGGAUAGAGGAAGUACGGGAGUUACCCAUAGCACGGAAGAUUGAAGUGCUAAGUUGUAAGCUGAUGGAGUUGAUAAACACUCGUCGAACAGAUUCAAGUAGAUGGCCUACAAAGCUCACUCCAUCCAAGGAGGAAAAGUUGCGACAAGAGACUCUUCAAGCAUAUGGUCUUAAAGUCUUAUUUUCAUCUGAUACUCUUUUUGAGGUUCACAAGGACUCCAUCAAUGUUGUGGAUAUUGAUAAAUGGGACUGUAGUUGUCUGAAAUGGAAAGCAACUGGCCUACCCUGCUGUCAUGCUAUUGCCGUCUUUAACUGCACUGGUAGGAAUGUAUAUGAUUAUUGUUCAAGAUACUAUAAAGCCAACAACUUUCAGUUGACGUAUUCUGAAUCUAUAAACCCAUCGGCCCCUUUCCAGCCCUUGGAUAGUGACACAAUUGACUUAGAGACUCUGCAUGUACUUCCUCCAUGCAUCUCCAAGCCACAAAACCAAGAAAAGAAAAAGCAGACCAGAACAAAGGGUGUGAUCACAAGGACAGUUACUUGCGCUAGGUGUAAGGAAGUUGGGCAUAACAAAGCAACGUGCAAGGCACCCACCACCCCAACCCCAUAGGUCCUCUUGUGUAUGUAUUGCUCUUUGCAUCCUCCAUGUAAUCUUUGAUCAUAAUAACUUGGAUGCUUGUUUAUUAUGAAUGCGCAGAGUGGUGAUCAACAGUUUCCCAAACUCUUUUAGAUUUGUGGUUGAGUUCUUUUGUUCAUCAAUUAGCCUAUAAUUUUAUAUUC
Prunus avium (sweet cherry) is the source of this 3473-nucleotide messenger RNA. RefSeq lists its product as uncharacterized. NCBI's taxonomy places the organism in Eukaryota, Viridiplantae, Streptophyta, Magnoliopsida, Rosales, Rosaceae. Gene Ontology annotation, molecular function: protein binding; zinc ion binding. The record is from RefSeq and is a predicted model, not a curated record.